Molecule: messenger RNA, 1311 nt
Organism: Linum tenue
Lineage: Eukaryota; Viridiplantae; Streptophyta; Magnoliopsida; Malpighiales; Linaceae
Source: the annotation of a GenBank genome assembly
AUGGUUCCUUCUAACCACCACCUCAUUUCCUUCCUUCUCUCCUUGUUCUUCUUCACGACAGUAUCUCAAUCCCAGCCCUCAUUCCGCCCAAAAGCCUUAAUUCUCCCAGUUACCAAGGACCCAUCAUCCCUUCAGUACCUCACCCAACUCAACCAAAGAACCCCUCUUGUCCCGGUGAAGCUAACUCUCGACCUCGGAGGGCAGUACCUCUGGGUGGACUGCGAAAAAGGCUAUCUCUCAUCGUCCUACAAACCAGCUCUUUGUGGGUCUGCUCAAUGCUCGCUUGCAAAGACAAAAACCUGCUUCUCAGAAUGCUGCUUCUCAUCCCCCAAACCCGGGAGCUACAACAACACCUGUGGCCUAAUAGCUGACAACACGGUGAGCCAAACCUACUCGCUGCGCCAACUCGGUCAGGAUUUCGUCUCGAUCCAAUCGACCGAUGGGUCCAACCCUGGCAAAAUCGUCAAAGUUCCAAACUUUAUCUUCACUUGUGCCGCCACAUUCAUGCUACAGGGACUUGCAAAGGGGGUUGAAGGCAUGGCUGGUCUAGGCUGGACCAAAAUCUCCCUCCCUGCCCAGUUCUCUGCCGCCUUCAGCUUCCGCAGAAAGUUCGCAAUUUGCUUGAGUUCUGGUAAAGGAGCUGUCUUCUUUGGAGAUGGGCCAUAUAAUAUGCUACCAACAAACAUUGACAUCUCCAAGUCAUUGAUCUACACUCCAUUGAUUUUCAACAACGUCAGCACUGCCUCCGCCUCUUUUGCGGGCGACACAUCGUCUGACUAUUUCAUUGGAGUGAACUCAAUCAAAGUGAACGGCAAAAAUGUCCAAUUCAACAAGACUCUGCUCCAAUUCGGCGAAUAUGGUUUUGGUGGGACGAAGAUGAGCACUGUCCAGCCGUACACCGUACUCCACGCUUCCAUUCACAAAGCUGUGGUUACCAUUUUUGCUAAGGAGCUAAGUGGAGUGCCUAGAGUGGCAGGGGUUGGCCCGUUCGAGCUGUGUUACAACUCGACCGCGAUCGGGAGCACACCGGUAGGGCCGGCAGUGCCCGUGAUUGAUCUGGUGUUGCAGAGCAGCAAUGUGUACUGGAGGAUUUACGGCGCGAACUCGAUGGUUCAGGUGAAGGAAGAUGUGAUUUGUCUAGGUAUUGUGGAUGGCGGGGAGAAUCCCACGACUCCGAUUGUGAUCGGUGGGCAUCAGGUGGAGGAUAACCUGUUGCAGUUUGAUCUUGCGGCUUCCAAACUUGGGUUCAGCUCUUCUUUGUUGUUUAGGCAGACUUCUUGUGCCAAUUUUAACUACACUUCUACUGCUUGA